AUGGCUUACAGGAGGAGGCAGCAAGUGCCAUCAUCUUCGUCAUCAACAUCAAGCCCAAGCUUUCGAUUUGAAGAAGAAGAAGACGAAAAAUCUCGGUACCCACUGCCUCCGCCGCAGUCCGAUGAUUCGCUUGCGGCCAAAGCUAUUCGAGCCUCUUCGGCACACCGCGACUCUUCUCUCUCCUCUGCUUAUGUCGCUCGCGGUGCUCAGCCUGCUGUCAACUCCUCGUCACCUUCCCGAUUUUCCAACCCCCCCACCACCACAACCCCUGCGUCGUCUUCUCCCUCACAGCCACAUGAGUAUACAUCAAUAAAAAACUUGAGUGAAUCCAAACAUGGGUUUUGGGGUGUACUUGCUAGAAAAGCCAAAGCCAUUCUCGAUGACGACGAGGAUAAUGCAGCUGAAAAUUAUGAUUCUCCUGGAAGAACAAGGGUGGACAUGCCUUCUACACCAACAAGGGGUAAGCAGUAUCGUGAUCCAAACCAACAUGUUGAGAGCCGUGGAAGGACAGACAACCCGACGUUACAGAAGGGGUUGGGUGCAUUCACAUCAUCCCUUAGUUAUAUUAGUGGAACCAUUGGGACUGCCUUGGAGGAAGGUCGUACGAUUGUUGAGAACCGGACUGCAGACAUCAUUCAAGAAACUCGUAAGCAUAUUAAGAAAAAGGCCAGUGGUUCUGCACAGAAUCAGGCGCAAAAACCUCAGACGCAAGCUGACCUCGAACUUCAAUUGAAGGCAUCUCGCGACGUUGCAAUGGCAAUGGCUGCCAAAGCAAAACUUCUUCUUCGGGAGUUGAAGACUGUCAAAGCAGAUUUUGCUUUUGCAAAGGAGCGAUGUGCUCAGCUGGAGGAAGAAAACAAAAUCCUUCGAGAGAAUCGUGAAAGGGGAGACAGCCCUGAAGAUGAUGAUUUGAUACGGCUGCAAUUGGAAACACUUUUGGCAGAGAAAGCAAGAUUGGCACAUGAAAAUUCAGUUUACGCACGUGAAAAUCGCUUCCUAAGGGAGGUUGUCGAAUAUCACCAGCUUACCAUGCAGGAUGUUGUUUACUUGGACGAGGGAACUGAAGAAGUCACUGAAGUUUAUCCCAUUAAGGUCAUCCCUUCUUAUUCUUCACCAGCAUCAGAAGUCCGGGGAGUUUCCCAAAAUUCUUCCCAAUGA
Molecule: messenger RNA, 1158 nt
Organism: Prunus armeniaca (apricot)
Lineage: Eukaryota; Viridiplantae; Streptophyta; Magnoliopsida; Rosales; Rosaceae
Source: the annotation of a GenBank genome assembly